AAUAUAAACAUGUGUGGUGGAUAUAAGUAUGAAAUUUCAGGUGAUGUGUUACCAGACUUGCUUUGCUGCAUUUGUUUGAAGUUAAUGAAGAACGCGAUGCAGUUAGAAUGUGGGCAUGGCAUGUGUCAGAGCUGUUUAGAAGAUUUGGAAAAGAACUGCAAGAAAAGUCGCCAGAAGUAUUGUUGCCCGUGCUGCCGAGCCAGAAUUCAAAAUGAAUGCGUGACCCAUGCAGCUAUAAUCAAUAGAAUUAUUUCAACUACAAAGGUCAAGUGUGAAAAUGUUAAGAAAGAAUGUCCAUGGGUUGGAGAGCUCAGCAAUAUACAGAAUCAUCACGGUGCUUGUGAAAAAUAUCCUGUUCCAUGUCCAAACGAAUGUUCAGCCAACAAAAUGGAACGACAAACGGUGGAAGACCAUAGAACCAUUUGCACAAAAGAAAACAUUUCUUGUGAAUUCUUGACAUUUGGUUGCAAUUUUGAGGUAUGUAUUUUUUUACAAAAGCUUGCCAAUACAUCUUAUUUGAUGCUGGUAAAUUUCCACGUUUCUAAAACCUUUUUUUCUCGCUUAUACGUUUUAUCGCGCAUGUCAAAUUUUGCUAUUUUCUGCAGGCAUCUAACCUUGCGGAUUAGUAUUUUUUGCUAAUUUUUGCAACAUUUUAAUGUCGGGAUGUGAAAAAUUGUUGGCUUCUUGAGAAAUGUGUUUGUACAAUUUCUUUGACAUUUUUUAGUUUUCUUUUGUUUUCAGUGCUAAGAUUGCCUCUUUUGUUUUGAAAUUGUCACGCCUAACGUAAAUAAAAUAUUUUUCAUUUCUUUAUAUUUAACCAUACUGAUUUUAAAGGAGAGCCGAACAAAAAAAUAUUUCGUGGCAGCCAUAAUUUUUAAGCAUUUAAGAAAAAAAUUAUACAUUUCAAAAUUCUAAUAAGUUAUAUUUUACGACUAAAUAUCUUCUUAACAACAAGUUUACAAAAUUUCAUGGCUGUAUAGGGUGAAAAAAAGGUUUUGGAUGUAUUUAUCAGUACACAUCAAAAAUAAGAUCUUUGACUCGAUACAACCAAGAUUUUACGUGCUAUAGCAGUAACAGCAUUUUAUAACAUUCGUUUAAAAUUCUUUGAAUUUAAAAAAUAACUGUCAUGACCAACAACUAUAUUCUUUUCAUCUUUUGAUU
Messenger RNA from Hydractinia symbiolongicarpus, 1161 nucleotides. RefSeq names its product RING finger protein 151-like. Gene Ontology annotation, molecular function: zinc ion binding. The record is from RefSeq and is a predicted model, not a curated record. The transcript has 5 exons. The coding region runs from base 10 to 639 and encodes 209 amino acids. Gene Ontology annotation, biological process: regulation of canonical NF-kappaB signal transduction; tumor necrosis factor-mediated signaling pathway; protein K63-linked ubiquitination. NCBI's taxonomy places the organism in Eukaryota, Metazoa, Cnidaria, Hydrozoa, Anthoathecata, Hydractiniidae. Gene Ontology annotation, cellular component: plasma membrane signaling receptor complex.